GAUUUUCACCCGAUUUGACUGUUUAAGGGUUAUAAGUUGUGGGUCAGCCAGCUUUAAUAAAAGGCGGACAACACCAGUGAAAUCACAGGAUGGGAGAUGAUUUGCGAUGAACUCGCUCCGGCCAUGGAACUUGUUUGGAAAGACGAUGUAUGCGGCGCAUGCCCAAGGUGCUGGCAGCAACUUGGUGCUUCAACUCAGCAAAGCGCGAGCAAAGCAACAGGCACAAGAGACUGACCUUAGUUCACCCUUCUUGCGGAACUUCUUCUACUUGCUCGCUCCGUCCUCAGUCUUUUGGGCCUGGCUUCUCUUCACCAGGUGGCGAUAUGGUGAUGCUGACCGUUUGCGCGCCCUUGAGGACAAACCCGGAGGAGUGAUUCUUCUGGAUUUGCUCGCCUGGAGAAUCACCGCCCACCUGGGUCCCUACCAGGUCCCGAACUUUUGCCACGCCAAGAUGCACGAGGAGUCGCUGAAGAUGCUCCAGGAGUCGGUGAUGUUGGAUCAAGAGCGCAUGCGCGCCCUCAGCAGGCUUGGCCAGCUCUCCCAAAGGCACCUAGCAGCACAAAGCCUGGCUCCCCUGGGUGCCGAAGCAGGGCCAGGUGCACCGUUGGAGGCGAUUCGCCCGUUGCUCUUUGAUGCCUUCUACCAGGCCUCGGAGUCUGCCCGGGCACCGGGCAGCAGCACCGAGUCGCACAAGGCGCAGGCGACCAAGAUCAUCCUGGACGUAGUGUCCGCCUGUGCUCCGGAGGAGCGGCAGGUACCGCCCUGGGUCUUGAGUGGCCUCGUGAGGGCCAGGGGCGCUCCCUGGCAAUCGGGUGCACAAGGAGAGGAGGUGCGUGCCACUGUACUGGUGCAGUUGCUGCGGACGCCGGCCAAUGCGCAGACGGCCGCCUCCUUGCCGGAGGUCUGUGAAUAUUUGGCGCGACCAGGGCUGAAAAGGAAAGAGGACACGGCGUGGCCUUUGAAGGCCUACCUCAUGAGCGGGGAGACUCACGACAUCCUUCGGCGUGGCGCGCGACUGGUGGCCAAACAGCGCCCCGGGGCAGUGGAGCCUCAGCUCAAGAGGGACCGAGACACGCCGAACUUGCAGAUCAAGCGGGACGUGCGGAACGCUUGGAGCACCAUCCUUCUGACGGCAGGGUGGGCUGCCAUGCAGCACUUCAGUGGGGUCUACACCAUCCAGGCCACUCUUCAGAUGGCCGCAGGGGUUGCUGGAGCUCUUGGAGGCACCGUGGUGCUGGAAACGCUCUGGCGCUUGGAGGAGCUGGCCAUCGAAUCCGAGUGGUACUGGAAGGAUCCCUUUGGCACAGUUCCCGCCUCCGCCGUGAUGGUCUUGGCCAACUGCGGCGCUUUGGCUUGGGCUGUGCGCCAUUCCUGCAUCGUGCCAUUCCUGAUUUGCAGACUCUUCAAGGACGAUUACUUCGAUGCCCAUCGAACAUUUGAGUGAGGACCCAGUGAGGGGCGGGAAAUCAAAAA
Messenger RNA from Durusdinium trenchii, 1473 nucleotides. The record is from the annotation of a GenBank genome assembly. NCBI's taxonomy places the organism in Eukaryota, Dinophyceae, Suessiales, Symbiodiniaceae.